Molecule: messenger RNA, 2118 nt
Organism: Puntigrus tetrazona (Sumatra barb)
Lineage: Eukaryota; Metazoa; Chordata; Actinopteri; Cypriniformes; Cyprinidae
Product: heparan-sulfate 6-O-sulfotransferase 1-B-like
Exons: 2
Coding region: 663-1892 (409 amino acids)
Cellular component (GO): membrane
Molecular function (GO): heparan sulfate 6-sulfotransferase activity
Source: RefSeq, a predicted model, not a curated record
GAUUGCCUCCAAAUGACGUUAAUAUUCCCUUUACAGGAUUUCCCACAAAGUGAUAUGGCACAAAGAUUGCACAGAGCAAAGAACUGCGAAGAACAUAAUGGCAUGCACACAGAGAAUUCUCUCAGCAGUGGCGACACUUUAUUGCUGAAUAUAGCGGAGCGCUGGACUGGGACCAGGUGCAGAUGAAAUUGUUUGCGUGCAACGAAAGAGCUCGCGCUAUACCGUCUCAUUGACAUCAUUCGCAUCAUCCCGCCGAUGCGCGUCGCGAGAUGGAUGGAGAGCACGCUCUCAUCGCGAGUGCGCGGAGAUUCCGCAGACUAAAACAGAGCAACGAGGCAAUUCAAAGCGUUUCAUCUGAACGCGACGAGCAAACGUUGGCAUUUUGAAGCCUUGCACUUUAUUUUUACCACGAUGUUCGGUUCUUAAACAGCCUUUGGUUACGCGUUUUGUUCGGUGACUUACACUUUGUUCGCAACUUUGCGAGAGAGCAAGUUUUUUUUCUUAUGUGAUGUCUUGGAUGUCACACUUCUGCGCAUCUUUUUUACCAUAUCAACAUGUGGCAUGGGUUUUUUGGGCUGGAUCCCACGCGGACGUCCUGGAGGAAGACCUGGAGAGGAGAUCAUGAUUCACACUAACUGCAUGAAGAAUUUCCUUGUGUUAAAAUGAAUGAGAAACCCAACAAAUGGAUUUUCAUCCCAAUUUUAGCCAUUCUUUUUGUCAUGAUUGGGUACCAGUAUAUUUGUCCGGCGGGCGGCCAGGCUUGCCAUUUCAGGACAGGAGACAAACUCGUUAGGAUCGGUCCCCCGUCCACUCCAGACCCGACCACCGAUGACCCGGAGGAAGACAGCCCAACUAAAUGUGCGUCCAAAUUCAACUUCACGGAGCGCGAUCUGACACGCGACGUCGAUUUCAACAUCAAGGGAGACGAUGUGAUUGUGUUUCUGCACAUUCAGAAGACAGGCGGGACCACCUUCGGCAGGCACCUGGUCAGGAAUAUCCGCUUGGAGCAGCCGUGCGACUGCAAAGCGGGACAAAAGAAAUGCACGUGCCACCGGCCCGGCAAGCAGGAGUCAUGGCUCUUCUCGAGGUUCUCCACGGGCUGGAGUUGCGGAUUGCACGCGGACUGGACGGAACUGACCAACUGCGUGCCUGUGAUAAUGGACAAAAGGCAGCCUCCAAAGCGCAAGAGAAAGUUCUAUUACAUCACUCUGCUGAGGGACCCCGUUUCCCGCUACCUUAGCGAAUGGAGGCACGUCCAACGAGGGGCGACGUGGAAGACGUCCCUCCAUAUGUGUGACGGACGGACACCAACGCCCGAAGAGUUGCCGUCCUGCUACGAGGGCUCAGACUGGUCGGGGUGCACAUUGCAGCACUUCAUGGACUGCCCCUACAACCUCGCCAAUAACCGUCAAGUACGCAUGCUGGCCGACCUCAGCCUGGUUGGAUGCUACAACCUCUCCACUGUUCCCGAGAAGAGGCGCUCACAGCUGCUGCUGGAAUCGGCCAAGAAAAACCUACGAGACAUGGCUUUCUUCGGCCUGACGGAGUUCCAGCGGAAGACUCAGUACUUGUUCGAGCGCACCUUCCACCUCAAGUUCAUUCGGCCUUUCAUGCAGUACAACAGCACGCGGGCAGCCGGCGUGGAUCUGGAUAACGACACGAUACAGCGCAUCGAGGAGCUCAACGACCUGGAUAUGAAGCUGUACGACUACGCCAAAGACCUGUUUCAGCAGCGCUACCAGUACAAGCACAUGCUGGACCGCCGGGAGCAGAGACUACUGAGAGGACAGGCGUCUUUCCACAGUCCGUUCCGAGAGGACGGAGCCGGAGGAGAGGGUACAGCACGCCUGCCAACCGAGGACUACAUGAAUCACAUCGUCAACGGAUGGUAACCGCCCACCCCUCUCCAGAGAGACCAAAAAAGUGACACAGUUACAAGGAGAGGGGGAAUAAACAGACCCAAGUGGAAUAUCUAUUCCCAGAUGGGAGAGUUCAAUGUCCCAAUCUUUGGGUGGGAAUAUGGGACCAGGAACGUUCAAGAAAUGCGUUUCGCUUAGUGCCGCAUCUCAUAGGCCUUUUUUUUUAAACACAUAACAUUAAUAUUAAAUUAUUAUCUUU